Molecule: messenger RNA, 1056 nt
Organism: Leptosomus discolor (cuckoo roller)
Lineage: Eukaryota; Metazoa; Chordata; Aves; Leptosomiformes; Leptosomidae
Source: RefSeq, a predicted model, not a curated record
GAGCUGGUGGGGAGUAAUCCUCCUCAAAGAAACUGGAAAGGAAUUGCAAUUGCCUUACUUGUUAUUCUCGUUAUCUGCUCCCUGAUUGUCACCUCUGUUAUACUCCUGACACCAGUGGAAGAUAACAGCUUGUCUCAGAAGAAGAAGAUAACAGUGGAAGACCUCUUCAGUGAUGAUUUCAAAAUUCAUGACCCAGAGGCUAAAUGGAUAACUGAUAAUGAAUUCAUAUAUAGAAACCAGAAUGGCACAGUGAUUCUGAGGAAUGUCGAAACUAACAAUUCAACAAUAUUAAUAGAAAACAAAAAAAUUGUCUCCUUAAAGGCUAUUCGAUAUGAAGUAUCACCUGACCGGGAAUAUGCACUUUUUGCUUUUAAUGUUGAACCAGUGUAUCAGCAUUCAUAUACGGCAUAUUAUGUCCUCAGCAAAAUACCUCAUGGGGAUCCCCAGAAUUUGUAUCCCCCUGAGGUCAGCAAUGCAAAGCUUCAGUAUGCUGGUUGGGGUCCAAAAGGGCAACAGCUGAUAUUUAUCUUUGAGAAUAACAUCUAUUACUGUGCCCAUGUGGGGAAACAAGCCAUCCGAGUGGUCUCCACAGGAAAGGAAGGUGUUAUUUUCAAUGGGCUCAGCGACUGGCUGUAUGAAGAGGAGAUCUUGAAGACUCAUAUUGCUCAUUGGUGGUCACCUGAUGGCACCAGGUUAGCAUAUGCAACAAUUAAUGCCUCCAGAGUCCCCACCAUGGAGAUCCCAGUAUACACUGGCAGCCUUUACCCUACUGUUAAAACGUAUCAUUAUCCAAAGGCUGGAAUGGAAAAUCCAACUAUUUCUUUGCAUGUGAUUGGUCUGAACGGACCUACCCAUGACCUGGAAAUGACUCCCCCGGACGAUCAGAGAAUGAGAGACUACUAUAUAACCAUGGUGAAAUGGGCAACCAGCACCAAGGUGGCAGUAAACUGGCUGAACAGGGCCCAGAACGUGUCUAUCCUGACGCUCUGUGACGCCACCACGGGAGUCUGCACCAAGAAACAUGAAGAUGAAAGUGAAGGCUGGCUGCACAGACAG